Molecule: messenger RNA, 627 nt
Organism: Dissoconium aciculare CBS 342.82
Lineage: Eukaryota; Fungi; Ascomycota; Dothideomycetes; Mycosphaerellales; Dissoconiaceae
Exons: 2
Coding region: 1-627 (208 amino acids)
Source: RefSeq, a predicted model, not a curated record
AUGGAGCUAUUUCAGAAAUACUUCUUACAUAACCAGGCUUGCCAGGUCAUAAUCUGUAAGCAGUGUCAAUAUGCCGUUAGCCCGGCCCAUAUUCAAGGCUAUUUGCAAGAGAAACACAAGAGCACCACUGUUCGGCAACGAGUCGACAUCGCAGCGUUUGUUCAGCGUCUGCCCCAUGUCGCACAGACGCCCGACAAGGUUAAGUAUCCCGAUGCGAGUAGUCCGCCCAUCGCCGGCAUUCCCGUAUAUCCCAAUGGACAUCGAUGCGUGUUCAACGUCGACGGCCGCGAAUGCAAUGUCACAUACCGCGAACGCACGGGCAUUCAGAAGCAUUGCAAGGACCAGCAUAAUUAUCAGAGUACCCGAGCAAAAGGCCGACCGGAUUUCGAUGCCGUCCACCGUCCACCAUGGGAAACGAACCAACCAUGCCAACGUUUGUUCCGUACAGGCAAAUGGCAAAAGGUAUUUCCCGUCCAGGUCGUGCCCCAUGCCGGCCCAGCCGUAGACAUCGAUCAUGCCGCCCAAGGCAAGGCAUGGAUGGCGAAGUUGUUUGCCGAUUUUCAGCAGGCGCAGGAAGACGCCCGCACCGAACGGACGCGGUAUGAGCCUAAUCCAUGGCAUGUUUAG